AUGAGCCCCUCUUCAGACAGCUUGUGGGAACAAUUUGACUCGAUUUUUGUCCGUUUUUCCUUUUUUUUCCUACCUGUGCCCCCUGGCCGAGUGCUGCGAGGUGACAGGCGCUGUUCCCCCGCAGACACCAUCGACAUCGUGCGUGAUCCCAUCUCCCCGGGGGAAUACAAGCCUGAGGAGGAUCCCAAACUCUACCACUCCUCCAAGACGGGCCGGGGGCCGCUGGGGGAUGACUGGCUGGAGGCGGCGGCGGCCGGCGGGCCCCUCAUGUGCGCCUACAAGCUGUGCAAGGUGGAAUUCCGCUACUGGGGGAUGCAGUCCAAGAUCGAGCAGUUCAUCCACGACGUGGGUCUGAGGAAGGUGAUGCUGCGUGCCCACCGCCAAGCCUGGUGCUGGCAGGACGAGUGGACGGACCUGACGAUGGAGGAUAUCCGGCAGCUGGAGGAGGAGACGGCGCGGAUGCUGGCACAGAAGAUGGCCAAGUGUGGCGAGGCUGAGGAGCCUCCCACGGCCGGCAUCAGCCCCGAGGGGAGGCCGGAGACAGGGGGGCCUGGUGGGCAGGAGGGGGCCGAGCUGCAGGGCGGGACCGAUGCCUCCUCUGAUGAUACCUUUGCCAAGCAGUGGUCCACCUCUUCCCGGUCCUCCUACUCUUCCCAGCAUGGAGGGGGCGUGUCUCCUCAGAGCCUGUCGGAGUGGCGGAUGCAGAACAUUGCCCGGGACUCCGAGAACAGCUCCGAAGAGGAAUUUUUCGAUGCCCAUGAGGACCUGUCUGACAGUGACGAGGUCUUUGCCAAGGAGAUGACCAAGUGGAGCUCCAAUGACUUUUUGGACACACUGGAGCGACCGGCAGAGCUGGAUGAGGCAAUGGGGGAUGGAGCCAGUGCUGCCAAGGCAGACAGUGAAGGACUGGGAACGUCUGGCUUCCCCGAGGGCGGUGCAGCGGAGAGCGCGGAGCAGAUGUGCCGGAUCCACGCGCUCUUCCUCAUCCUGCACAGCGGGAACAUCCUGGAUCAGGGCGCGGGCGAGCCGGGCUCCAAGCAGGCGGAUGUGCAGACGCUGGCGGCCACCUUCGACGCCGUCACCCGUGUCCACUUCCCCGAGGCGCUGGGACACGUGGCACUGCGCCUGGUGCCCUGCCCGCCCAUCUGCGCCGCGGCCUACACCCUCGUCUCCAAGUAUGCAUUCACGAUGGGAGAGGGGGAGAAUGGGGAGCUGAUGGAGGGGCCACAGCCAGCAGAGAGUGAGGAGAGCUCCAUCUACAGCCCCGCCAUCCCUCGGGAGAAGUGGCAGCGCAAGCGCACCCAAGUGAAGAUCCGGAACGUGACGGCCAACCACCGGGCCUGCGACGUGAUCGUGUGCGAGGGCAAAGCGCAGGUCCUGAGCGGGCGCUUCAUGUACGGACCCCUGGACGUGGUGACACUGACCGGGGAGAAGGUGGACAUCUACAUCAUGACACAGCCGCUGUCAGGGAAGUGGCUGUACUAUGGCACCGAGGUGACGAGCGGCAGCGGGCGCCUGACCUUCACCAUCCCUCCGGACAAGGCUCUGGCCAUCGGGAUCUACCCCGUGCGCAUGGUGGUCAGGGGGGAUCACAGCUAUGCCGAGGCGUACCUGACCGUGGUGGCCCGCGGCACCGAGUCCGUCGUGUUCAGCAUCGACGGCUCCUUCACUGCCAGCGUCUCCAUCAUGGGCAGUGACCCCAAAGUGCGGGCAGGGGCUGUGGACGUCGUAAGGCACUGGCAGGACGCGGGGUACAUGAUCAUCUACGUGACGGGGCGCCCCGACAUGCAGAAGCACCGUGUGGUGGCCUGGCUGUCCCAGCACAACUUCCCCCACGGCGCUGUCUCCUUCUGUGACGGGCUCACCCACGACCCACUGCGCCAGAAAGCUGCCUUCCUGCAGAGCCUGCGCACUGAGUGCCUGGCCAUGUCCCUGGGCCACGGCGAGCUCCAGGGCCACUUCCACUGA
Messenger RNA from Manacus vitellinus (golden-collared manakin), 1968 nucleotides. RefSeq names its product membrane-associated phosphatidylinositol transfer protein 1. Lineage: Eukaryota; Metazoa; Chordata; Aves; Passeriformes; Pipridae. Gene Ontology annotation, biological process: phospholipid transport. The record is from RefSeq and is a predicted model, not a curated record. The transcript has 13 exons. Gene Ontology annotation, molecular function: phosphatidylcholine binding; phosphatidylinositol binding; phosphatidylinositol transfer activity. Gene Ontology annotation, cellular component: cytoplasm. The coding region runs from base 1 to 1968 and encodes 655 amino acids.